This is a messenger RNA of Caenorhabditis remanei, 1188 nucleotides long. RefSeq lists its product as uncharacterized. Lineage: Eukaryota; Metazoa; Nematoda; Chromadorea; Rhabditida; Rhabditidae. The record is from RefSeq and is a predicted model, not a curated record. The transcript has 6 exons. The coding region runs from base 1 to 1188 and encodes 395 amino acids. Gene Ontology annotation, biological process: regulation of DNA-templated transcription. Gene Ontology annotation, molecular function: zinc ion binding; sequence-specific DNA binding; DNA-binding transcription factor activity.
AUGGAACAAAUUUGUCUGGUAUGUACUGCAGUAUCUACUGAACCCCAUUAUGGUGCAGAUGUGUGUCGAGCAUGUGCUGCCUUUUUCCGUCGUCGUGUGUUUUCCCGGUUUCCAGCGAAAUGUGAUCAAGUUGGCACAUGUGAAAUCACCAGUGAACGUGAAGUGAGACAAUGUAAAGCGUGUCGAAUGGAGAAAUGUUUGAAGAUUGGAAUGCAGGUGUCGAAUGUACAAAAUAAACGAGACAAACAUGACAAUGAGAAGAUUUUUGGGAACAGGAGAUCUGAGUUAUCAGAGAAAUCAUUGGCACCCGCAUGCUAUUCAAAAGUGAAUGUUCUUCCGUUGGAACUGCAAUGCUCUUCCUCUUCUUCUGACUACGAUUACAAUAGUAUGCGUCUAAAAUCUCUUCAUUUGAAUUUCACGGAAAUGCUACAGUUGAGAAAACGAAUAUUUCCAAGAAGACGAGUCACUAGAUCUCUUCAUCAUGCUGAAGCUUUAACUAUAUUCAGAAAGGAUGUGAAACUUGCUGCUGACUGGAUCAACAACACUUUUCCAGAACUCUCGCAAUGCCUGGAACCCUCUCAGCAGAAGAUUCUUUUUAGAAAUUUCUAUUUGAAAUGGACAGUGUUUGAACCUGCGUAUCUAGCUGUUCUUCUUGGAAAACCAAACACGUAUCACCUGCCAACUGGAGAUAUUGUUGACGAAGUUGGCAUAUACUACACACGUCAUUUAGGAACUCCUCCGUCGUAUAGCUUGGAUGAAGUAUCGAGAAUAUUUUCUCCAUAUUGGACGGAUUUUCGGAAUACACUUGUCGACCCAGUGAUAGAUGCAAAACUGUCGAUUCAUGAGUUCCUUCUCUUAUGUUCGAUAUGUCUUUUUGAUGUUGGAUUAGAUGGACAAUCAGAAGAAUGUAUUCAGUUCUGCCAGAAAGCUCGACAAGAACUGUUUCGAGAACUGAAUGUAGUAUGCAAGCACUUGUGUGAAUCAACUAAAUCGUCGGAGAAUUCCUGCUUUCGGUUUGCUCAGAAUAUGUUGUUACUUCCUUCAAUUCAAAGAGGAAUCGAUGUUUUUGAGGAGGAAUUACAGUUGGGAGGAUUGUACAAAUUGAUAUCAACUAGCACAGAUGAUUGGUAUGCAAUGGUCGAUGGGCCGAGUUUUGAGAAAAAGGAACUGAAAGUUAAUAAUUUAUAA